This is a messenger RNA of Lachancea sp. 'fantastica', 1749 nucleotides long. The record is from the annotation of a GenBank genome assembly. Lineage: Eukaryota; Fungi; Ascomycota; Saccharomycetes; Saccharomycetales; Saccharomycetaceae.
AUGUGCGCGAAAUACGAUUGUGACGCGACCACGUGGUCGUUCGAGCCCACGUGGGACCCUAAUGCGGCUUGGGAUUAUUACUGGCAACAACCGGGUACCGGUAUCGGAGCCGGUAUCGGCAGUAGCGGCAGCGGCAGCGGCACCGCGCCAGCGGUGCCGCUGUUGCCGCUGGAUCCGUUGGAUCCGCUAGAGCCUUGGAAUGAUUUCCCAGAGCUACCGCUACAGCAACAUCAACAACAACAGCAACCACAAGAACGGCCAUCGUCUCCAACGGCAUCGUUGUCGUCGCCGGCGUCGUCCACAAUGAUGAUGAUGGCUACGCCACAACAAUUGUACCAGGAGACCGGAACCAUAAGCGGUGGUGAUACCAGUGCAAGUGUAAGCGUCUGUGAAUUUGGGUCUUUCUCACCCACUGGAAACGAUACAUUGUUCAGCAUAGACGCCAUGGCCACGCGUCCCAAGCUGGCACCGCGGCGGCGGUCGUCAGCGGUCGCAGCAAAGGCCGCCGUAAACAAUACCGGUCGCUCGCGAUCCUGGAGCGCAGCGGUCACAGCGGCUCCCAUGUACAAGUAUGUGGCACACGCCCAAUUGGCCAUGCAAUGCGGACAGCCCAAGAAUUGUAUUGAAAAUCAAAAUGCGUGGCUCCAGAUCGCGCGCAUUUCGCACGAGCGGUGGCGGGUCGUGACGGACCGGUUCGUACAAAAGAAGGGCAGCGGCAGCGGUGAUAACGUCGUCGUGGUCACGUCGAGAUCACGUGAGGUCGCAGACCACGUGCUCGUGCUUUUCUCGCAGCAUUAUGUACGGGAGAAGAUCGCCAUUCUCGCAAGCGAGCACGUGAAAAGCGCCGGAGCACGUGGGGAUGACGUAAGCGACGGGGACGUGGAAAGCGAUACCGACACCCGUCCACCACAACAACAACAAAAGCCCCAGUCCUUACUCCAGGCGCUGCAGCGCCGCGAUCUCGACAGCGCAAACAAUUUCCUAUGGCUCGACCAGAGCGUGCCGCGCAACACUACAACCCAGGCCAAACAAUUCCCGCGACUCACCGUGUUCGACGAGUCCUGCCAUCAGCAACCAAACUCGUCGCUGGCCCCAGGGCUUCUCGCCGUAGAGGUUCGCACCAGCAGUGGUUACAACAAUUUCACCGCCUCCUCAACACAGAACGCAUCGCUGUCCGAAUGGGACUGUGAUCUCCUACAACUGCGCCACAUGUCGCUGCUGCGCGAAAGCGAAGACCGCAGGCGCAAAAACAAGUACUACGAGUUCAUCGAGGGUAAAAUGAAACGCCCGCUCAACAGUUUCAUGCUCUAUCGAUCCGCGCUCAUGAAAGCGGUAGCCAUUCUCAAAGUUUGCAGCGUCGUCACAGAUACCUGUCAGAUGCUCUCCCAGCAUUAUCCACAACUUACAGAAUCACAACUCCUUGCAGUCGUGGGCAGCGUUGUACAGAACAUCGAGCUUCCCUUCACUUUGCCAGUAGAAAUAGAUCGGGAUGUUGUUUUGGCGGCCAUCCAUGCCACCAUGUACGAACCUGUCGAUACUACCAAUCCUGACUCCAAGCUCAAACCUGUUGACCCUAAAUUUUCAAAUCAGACAGAUGUUGCACAAAUUAUCACACUCAUGUGGAACACUGAACCCGAGGACUUCAAACAUCGCUUUGUUGAAUUCUCGCAAAUCGAAAAACAACACCAUCACCAAGUUUAUCCCAAAUAUAAAUACUGUCCCGUGAAAAGGGAACGCUCUAGUACUUAG